Messenger RNA from Micromonas commoda, 984 nucleotides. RefSeq lists its product with no specific name. The transcript has a single exon. NCBI's taxonomy places the organism in Eukaryota, Viridiplantae, Chlorophyta, Mamiellophyceae, Mamiellales, Mamiellaceae. The record is from RefSeq and is a predicted model, not a curated record. The coding region runs from base 1 to 984 and encodes 327 amino acids.
AUGACCGACGAGUACGCCCCUCUCGUCUCCCCGAAGACCCGCGACGCGCGUCCCGCGCGUCGAUGCAUCACGUGCUGCGUCGUCGGCACCCUCGCGCUCGUCGCGCUCGCGCACGCGCGCGGGUUCCAGCCCCGCGCGGUCAGGGUCCGACGCGACCAAAAGUCCCUUCAGUUGUCCUGGGCGACAGCUGGCGACUCCGGCGACUCUGCGCUCGGCCCGCGGUGCGACGACGUUCUCGACGCGUCGUCGCACGCCCCCGCGAUGACCGCGCGCGAGACAGCGCUGAUGCUCAAGUACCUCGCGGGCGCGCACGAGGGUUCGACGUGGGGUCCCGGCGAGGCGCUCUACCUCGAGUGGGGCAGCGGCGGCUCCACCGCGACGUUCGGCACCCACGCGCGCAGGACGUUCACCGUCGAGCACGCCGUCGAGUGGUGCGAGCAGGUCCGCGCGUGGCCCGAGACGUCGUGCAUGGCGCGCGCAAACCGCUGGGAGAUGUUCUGCCACGACGCCGGUCACGCGCUGGAGGCGUGGGGCUAUCCCGACGGCCACGGCUACUCUUUCGACGCUGAACCAGCUAAUAAGGAGGCCGCCAAGUCCUCCGAGUCCUCCGAGUCCACCAAGUCCUCGUUCCACCCGGGGUUUCACGACGCGAUGCGAACGUACGUCCAAGCCCCGGGCCGGUUCGGCGUCGCCGCGUACGACGUCGUGCUCAUCGACGGAAGGUUCAGGAACGCGUGCGCGUUCGCGAUACUCCCGUACCUUCGCCGCGGGUCGGUCGUUUUUUGGCACGACUGGACGCGAGAGGACUUGGAGUCGCUGAAGGUGGACGCGAAAGUUUUGUCGAGCGAGACUCCCGCGUCGCCCACGCACAGGACGUACCACAGAGCCGCGGGCAGGCUGUUCGAGCUGGUGGAGACGGCGGACACGUUGGCGGUGUUCAAGGUGGAUCCGGCGGUGUACGACACGAUGCAGAGCAUGGCGUAG